AUGAUCUCCCAAUCCCCAUGCUCAUUGAUAGAUUCUGUCAAAGCCUCUGUCCAGAGCCCAUCUGCUUGCACGAACGAUACCGUCGCGUUGCUUCGACAGCUUCUCUCCGCCGUCAAUGACGAACGAAAACCAGUGGAACGCAGAGGUACAAGAACCGCCAAAACGACAUCUACCGGCCAAAGAGGCAAUAAAAGCUCCCGCGCUACCAGAAAAGUAUCAAUUUUUCAAAACGAAAAUCCUUCUACAGCUCCAUUACUACCUAAACAGCACAAGAUUGUUUUGGCCACUGAUAUAUUCAAUAUCUCAUCCAAAACUAUAUCCGAGCACAUAAAGCUACAAUCCUCUCGGCCUCUCCCUGCGAGUAAGAACGAAAAUAGAGCACCAAAAAUCUCUCUUUCACCCAAAAAACCCUUACAACCGAGUUCCCCGAAUCGCGCGAUACGAUCACCGAACAAGGUCAAAGGAAGAUCGGAACGGGCUGACCAAACACAAAGCACGGUUAGCAAUAUAAACAGUGUUGCAGAGUCCGCUGUUUUUGCUCUAUCAAGUCUUCGGACUUUAAAGUCUAGUGAAAAUGGGGCGCCAGGGUUUCAUGUUCAAUUGGAGCAAGGCCUCUGUAUACUCAUCGGAAAGCUCUUUGCAGUAGGGCUGAAGGAUAGCGCCAUUAAAGAACUACAAGAGUUAAAAAUGAGAAUACGUCAACACCUUAAUGGUCACAACACGACAAAGAGAUCAACUAAAUUAGUUACCGACGCGGCGGUUGAAAAAGGGAUUGAGAAACUGGAAAACCUUCUUGGCUGUAUUUCCAGCAUACCGAAUGACGGUUCUAUGCUUCAUUUACUUAUAUCUUUUCAAAACCUGGCUCUCAGAGCGGUGCUAGUUGAAGGAGAACCCGGCGUUGUUCAAAAGAUGACGGAUCAUCUUUUGCUUUCCAACCCUUGCAGCCCCCCAAAUCUUCUGCUCGCAGCAUAUAAAGCUGGAUUCUUGUCGGCAGAUAAAGCUGCGCAGCAGCUACAAUCCCUUUCUAGUACGAUCUUAUCGCUUGCUGCUCUAACGAUAUCCUCUGGAGAAGUCAAGACAAACAAGACUCGCACGAAGCCUACUACUACCUUACUGCUGCAGAUCCUUUCGCUUGAAAUAAAAUCUCUCUGGUGGAAAAUAGCUGGUCACAAAUAUGACGCUGAUAGGGAGCUUUGGGACCCUCUUUCUCGGUAUUUCUCUGCAUUUACGCGACGAUGUCAAGUUAUUAAAAGCAGUGACUUUGAAUGUCUCAAGCAAGCAUUCUUGCGACUGAAGACAGGUCUGAGGCUUAGUGGACAUGAAACCUGCGUUCAGAAUGUUAAAUCCGCGUCCGUAUCUUCGGUCUUGAAGGCGUUGGGCCAAAUGGCUUACACGGCAGGCAGACUGUCCGAGGCAGUGGAAUUUUGCAAAGCUUCUGCUACAUGUCUUACUACCUCUAAUCCAUUGCAACUAGCUAUCUGUCGAUGCAAAAUUGCUUUUGUUACAAUUGAAUUUUUAAGCAGCUCGCUUGCUGCAAAUGUAACGGAAAUCGACACAGCCAUCAAUGAAGCAGCGAGGAGCUUGAGUGAAUCGCUCAAGGGAAAUUUAAUUGAUUUGGAUGAAUUACUUGUCGAAGCUGCAAAGCUAAAAAAGGUGAUAUUGAAAAUAACCAAUGACCUGGCAAGCGCUAUACCAUUCCCAGCCAAAGAGGGCACUGAGUCCACUUAUAUAUGGCUUAGUAUCAUCCAAUAUUUAAUAAGCUUUGUCCGCUUUCUCGCUCGAUACUUGGGACCUACGUUAUCACCCGAUACAGACAUCGAUUCUAAGAACAUGCUGUUACAGCGACUUUCCACAUGUCGGAACAUCUCACUGGCAGCUAUUGAUUCCAGUGUUGCUUUAGCCAGGCUAUCGUUAAAUAAGGACACACCUCCGUGGCAUAUGAUUGAGCCCCUUUUAACUGAUUGUUUCACUUUCCUCAGCAAAUCACCACUUGAUUUCAGCCUUGAGGACCAAAAGUCCGGGUGUGCAUCAUCUGGCCUACUGAGAUUGUCCAAUCUAUAUUGGUCAAGGUAUACUGCCCAGAAAGAGGCUGGGAAGGCAUCUUUUGAGCUGGUUCCUCUUCUCGAAUCGUCAAUAAAUAUCCUGGGCCAUUGUGUACAAGCCGACCAGAUUUCAGGGUUUAUCGCCAUCAAAUUGGAAAGGCUUGCCAGUAUCUAUUCCGAAAUAGGGCAUGAAGCAAAGGCGGAACUCAAUUAUUCCUCCUCAAUUCGCGCUCAUAUAAAACUUGGUACCCUUGAGGUGGCUCGUCAACUUGCGGCACGAUAUCCUCCGCGCGUCAUCUGGAAAAAGCCUGAUAGCCCAACAUUCGCCUUGGGCCGUGUGCUCAAUAGUUACAUCAAGGCAAGGUUGAAACAGGUACGGAAAACAUCGAAACUUAUAUAUGACGAUGAUACUCUAGAUGUGGAAAGUAGGGGAACCCUACUUGAACGUCAAAUAGCCAUUUUAACAGAAGUCAUUACUGUUAACCCAUCGGAUAUGCUAUCAAAGUGUUUUAUAUUUACAACAAACCAGCUUCUUUUGUUAUACGAUUUUUCAUUGUACCCGUUACGAAGAACCAGACUUGUUCUCUCUUCCAUGCAAGUACUCUUGGAUUCUGGCCUUGAUUUUGAAGAUUCUUUUCGAUAUCAACUUAGGAGGGAAGCGGAAUUUUGCCUUUCACAGCCUCCAGAACUUUCCCAAGACAUCGCUUUGUUUGCUUAUCAAGAGGAUUUGAUGACCGCACUCCGAUUAAAUCUUGGGUUCUCCCGCUGUGAUCUAACAACAGAUAAUUUGCAGUUUGUUGUUCAGACAUGGUCAAAAAUGUCACGGGAUUGGGCAACAUGGGAAUCAUUGGAGUCCAAGGUUUCCGAACCACAAACCUGGAUUGCCCAACUCUGGGCUGUUGCUGACUAUCUGGAGGUUCAUGCGCACUGGACACUUCGGAUAACAGUUCUAUCAUUGUUGAAGCAUGUUUUAGAGCUGGAGGAAAAGCAGGAUUUGUCUUCACUCAUAACGUCCUCAUAUAUGAUGAGCAUACAGUUCCUUCGUCUUGGAUUUGCCGAAAGAGCUGGUGAAAUACUCAAGGGCGCAAAGUACCUGACCGAGCGUCAAAAUGUUUGCCCAUCUGUUUUAGUAUCCUGGCAUCUUGCAUAUGCGGAGUAUUUUGCGGAAAUGGGAUUUCUGGAUGAAAGCCUGGAGUGUAUUCAAAACGCUGAGAUGGUGUUCGAAUCCGUGAAUAACAAUAUAUCUAAAGAUUCUCCACGGAUCCGUUGCUUGGUAGAUAGGAUGGGGGUCGAUGGGGCUCUGUUACUAUCAAAGAUAUCAUUCAGCCAAGGAAAAAUGCAUGAUACAGUCUUCUACGCGAAAACUGCAGUGAAGCUCGGAAGCAGGCUAUGGGCGCGACUGGAGAAGCAUGGAAAUUUCAAAAUUGCCAAUAAGAGUGUCGAGGAUCCGGAGCUGAACCCCCUAACCGAAAAGCUUGCUGCAAUUAAAUUGUCGCCUGGGUGCGAGUCCAAAAUUCAAACCCAUCACUUCGGAUCCAUUUAUUGGCCGCACUUCUCGUCGCAUUGCUUUGCAUUACGCCAGCUAGCCCAAGUUUCAGCCCACAUUGGCCUUUGCCAAGAUGCAAUAUACUAUGCUGAACAAGCACUGGAAGUGGCUAAUGCUUUGGGAGCUACCAACACAGCGACAUUUAUAAAGGCAGAGCUGGGUGAUUACUAUGUACGGAGUAACCAAGUGGAAAAGGGACACCGCUUCCUAGAGGAGGCAGAUACAGAGUCAUCUUCAUUAGAACUGACAAUUCAUUACGUCGCACUACGAUAUCAUGUCUCGAAGAUUUAUCAAUCUCGCGGCGAAAAUGAAGCUCAACUUGAAAAGCUUCAUUUCUGUCCGCAGGCCUUGGUACAGGUAAUACAAAAAGCAGUUGAGAUACUACCGUCUAAUAAUGAUGUUAUCAGACUCCAGAAAAAAAUUAGCAAGUUAGCAGUAAGUGAUACAAAGCCUCGACCUCAUCGACAAACAAAACGCCCACAAAAGUCUGGAAAUACUUCAAAACCCACAGAUACAGUGCUGAAUUCGCAGUCAUGUCAGAUGGUAUCAAAUAAUUUAUUGCCAUGUUUAAUCUCACGACUUCGAGGUACUCUGAUUCGUCGCAAGGCUUCUGCUCUCAUUUCUCAUCAAAAAACUCGAGAUGCCAUGGCACUUCUUGAUGAAGCUAAAACCCUCACUGAACUUAAGACUGAACACGUUAUGCAGGAUCUUUGCAGAGCCAAUGCUCUAUUGAGUGAAACUAUCAAUAAACUUGCUAAUCAUGGGGUCUACUGCGUGAUCCCUGAGUCUUGUAUCGCCCUUCCUUCCAUUCAAAAAUUUGAAGGCAGUCAACGUGCUAAAGCAGGUGCUACACGCUCUUUAAAAGCUUCCAAAAGAAAUACAAAGCCAGUCCUAUCGAAUUCGAAGAAGAGCCAACUUGAAGAAGAUUUUACUCAGCUCCUAUCGACCGCUAAGACUUGUCUCGAUUCCGUCUUUCCAUCAAUCGUGACCCAUGGAUCCACAAAAGAUAUUCAUUUAUCUGCGUAUUUAUCAAGCAAAUUGGCAGCUUUAUCUUAUGCGACUUUAAAUAGCAACGCUACCAUAAACCUUAAUGAUACAGUAAAGCUAAGAGAAAUUGGGAGAAGUUUAGCAUUUAUACGAGAGAAUAAUACAAUCAUAGCGGAUAAACAACUGGCGCUAGCAACAAUUCCCCGAAAAUGGCCUCCUGUCCCCGAUGCGACAGAAAAUCUGGAGUCUCUUUUAUAUUUAGACUUUCAGACUCAAUAUCUCAAUAUUUUGCCUGAAAAUUGGGACGUUAUAUCGAUAAGCCUAAGUGAUGACCGUAAUGAGUUUGUGAUUUCGAAACUUCGCGCACACCAAGAACCGUUCAUGUUACACAUACCUCUCAAACGCAGUGAUUCAGAAGACGAUGGAGAACAAACCUUUUCAUUCGAUGAUGGCAAGAAUGAGCUAUUAGAAAUUUUACAACUGGCUAAUCAAAGCGCGCAUGAUGCGAGUGCUCAGGCAGAUAAGAAAGGCAAAAAGGAAUGGUGGGCUAAACGCGAAGCUCUAGAUACUCGUUUGAAAGACCUCCUUUACAAUAUCGAAAAUGUCUGGUUUGGAGGUUUCCGAGGUAUAUUUUCACAAAAAUUGGCGAAUCAAGUGUUGCUUGACCGAUUUACCCAGUCAUUCGAGAAGACCCUAGACAAGCAUUUACCAUCUAGGCGUGGUAAGCAAGGGAAGGCAAAGAGCCUGGGCUUUCACCUGGAUUGCAAUAUAAUGGAACUUUUCGUCAAUAUCGAGAGAUUAGCGGACGAAGAUGAUCCGGAGAACUCGAUAAUGGAUCUGUUAUACUUUGUUAUCGACGCCUUGCAGUUCCAAGGAGAACGGAACGCGUACGAUGAAAUCGACUUUGACAUGAUGGUCGUUGAAACGCUGGAUGCUUUGCGUAGUUACACGGAAGCAGAAAUGAGGGAUGAGGAUACACCGAAUGAAUCUCACACAAUUCUGAUUCUAGAUAAGGUACUACACCUUUUUCCAUGGGAGUCACUGGAUUGCCUUAGCGGCCGUUCCGUGUCUCGGAUGCCGUCAUUCCAUUGUUUGCGUGAACGAAUCCUCGAGAUGAGAAUGCAGGAAGGCGGUCCCUCUUCACCACAUGGGAUUGAGAUCGAUAAAAAAAAUGGAGCGUAUAUUCUAAAUCCCACUGGCGAUCUCAAAUCAACACAGGAUACCUUUAACGUCCCCUUAUCUCAACUAGAUGGAUGGACCAAACUCUCUCAAAAAGAGCCUAGUGAAGAGGAAUUCAGACGGAUGUUAGAAUCCAAGCACCUUCUUUUAUACUUUGGCCAUGGAAGCGGCGCUCAAUAUAUCCGCGGCCGAACAAUCCGAAGACUAAAGCGAUGUGCUGUCACCUUUUUGAUGGGAUGCAGUAGCGGAUCGAUGACUGAAGCCGGAGAAUUCGAGCCUUAUGGCACGCCAUGGAAUUAUGUCCAUGCUGGCUCUCCCGCUUUAGUUGCCACACUGUGGGACGUCACUGAUAAGGAUAUUGAUCGGUUUGCGAAGAAUGUUCUAGACCAAUGGGGUUUGUUCAGGGCCGGUGGAGGAAAGAGAGGGGGCGGCUCUUCAUCUAGGAGUUCAGCUAAAAGGUGUGAUGGCAAUAUAGAACAGGGAGUUCGGGACUCAAUUGGCCUCGACACUGCCAUAGCGCGGUCCCGGGAUGCUUGUAUUUUGAAAUAUUUGAACGGUGCGGCGCCGGUUGUGUAUGGCGUUCCAGUGUUCUUGGCUUAA
Molecule: messenger RNA, 6354 nt
Organism: Ophidiomyces ophidiicola
Lineage: Eukaryota; Fungi; Ascomycota; Eurotiomycetes; Onygenales; Onygenaceae
Gene: ESP1
Product: separin protein
Exons: 3
Coding region: 1-6354 (2117 amino acids)
Biological process (GO): proteolysis; meiotic chromosome separation
Cellular component (GO): centrosome; mitotic spindle pole body; mitotic spindle
Molecular function (GO): protein binding; cysteine-type endopeptidase activity
Source: RefSeq, a predicted model, not a curated record